Molecule: messenger RNA, 570 nt
Organism: Rhopilema esculentum
Lineage: Eukaryota; Metazoa; Cnidaria; Scyphozoa; Rhizostomeae; Rhizostomatidae
Source: RefSeq, a predicted model, not a curated record
CGUGUGGCUGUCACUGUCACUGUUACUUUUACUGAUACUAUCACUGUCACUGUCGCUAUCACUGUCAGUGUCACUGUCACUGUCUAUGUCACUAUCACUGUCACUGUCACUUUCACUUUCACUGUCACUGCCACUGCCACUGCCACUGUCACGGUAACUGUCACUGUCACUGUCACUGCCACUGCCACUGUCACUGCCACUGUCACCGUCACUGUCACUAUCACUGUCACUGCCACUGUCACUGUCUAUGUCACUGUCUAUGUCACUGUCUAUGUCACUGUCACUGUCACUUUCACUAUCACUGUCACUGCCACGGUCAUUGCCACUGCCACUGCCACUGUCACUGUCUAUGUCACUGCCACUGUCACUGUCACUGUCACUGCCACUGCCACUGUCACUGUCUCUGUCACUGCCACUGUCACUGCCACGGUCACUGCCACUGCCACUGUCACUGUCGCUGUCACUGUCACUGCCUCUUUCGCUGUCACUGUCACUGUCACUUUCACUGUCACUGUCACUUUCGCCAUCAAUAUCACUUUAACAGACUGUCAUUUAACUCUAUCUUUCUAA